GGCCUUAAUUUUAUUCGAUUAGGAGUUUUACAUUUGCUGUCGCUGUCACAACUGUAAUAACUGUCGUUAAAACGUUUAAACGAAGUGAAAAUGAGUAAUCAAAUGAAUAAACUGAGUUUGGGAAAAGACGUGAAGAAAAUUUCAAUAGAAAGUGACGAAGAAUAUGAAGAGGACUAUGAUUACAUGGUAGAUAUUACUGGCACAAUUUACCAGUUUUCGGCAAAAACUUUGACUGGCGAUGACCUAUCAUUUCUCAGAUACAAGGGAUCCGUGUGCCUUAUAGUCAACAUUGCAUUUCAAGACAAAGAAAGUUCUUCACAAUUUAAGGAAUUGAUGGAAAUUUAUACCAAAUCCCCCAGAGUGACCGGGAGAAUCAGCAACAAUAUGAAGUUACGGCGAAACUAAAGGAAACUAUCGACUUAGGCGUAGGUCUGGAAUCACCCAUCCCCUAAGGGAAAAUGGCAUUCAAAUAAGGAAAGAACCCGCCCGAAUGGCACAUCUAACCCCACCGCAAUGCUACUACCAGUACCAUAAGGGCAGGGAGUACCGGCUCAAGCUGGUUACCGGGCUCCUCACAUAGUUUCCUCUAUUGAGCGUACUAUGGGUUAGUUCUCAGCGAAUUUCUGCAGCUCAAGGGAUCAUUUUCCAUACUUCUACCGACUUGGUAUAAGUAUGGGUCCUGCCAAUGAGGAUGCUACACCUUAAAUCUCCACAUGUUGACUAAGACCAUAGCAAACUUGCUAUGUCCUGACACCACUUUCCGAAGCUAGCAACGUGCGAUAGCCAAAUCCCUAAGCGCAUGGCGUAUCCAGCCGCUUAAUGGAUUUGACAAAGUCCUUAGCAUUCAACUCUAGUAUCCGAGACAAAGCCUGAGAUCGUAGUAAAAAUGUGUGGAAGAUGUUCCGAAGAACUGGUCUCGUCAGUUACAUUGGGGUUGCCCAAAUGAGAUGAGUGUCAAGGUUUAGGAGAAUGUGGAGAUUCCAUGAACCCAAGGUGACUUAUCGGUGCCAGAGUGUAAGUAAUUCGAUUGGAAAAGGGCUU
This is a messenger RNA of Agrilus planipennis (emerald ash borer), 1041 nucleotides long. RefSeq lists its product as uncharacterized. Gene Ontology annotation, biological process: response to oxidative stress. Gene Ontology annotation, molecular function: glutathione peroxidase activity. The coding region runs from base 91 to 405 and encodes 104 amino acids. Lineage: Eukaryota; Metazoa; Arthropoda; Insecta; Coleoptera; Buprestidae. The transcript has 2 exons. The record is from RefSeq and is a predicted model, not a curated record.